Messenger RNA from Gasterosteus aculeatus aculeatus (three-spined stickleback), 6769 nucleotides. RefSeq names its product family with sequence similarity 83 member Ha (gene sack1ha). The record is from RefSeq and is a predicted model, not a curated record. Gene Ontology annotation, cellular component: keratin filament. Gene Ontology annotation, biological process: intermediate filament cytoskeleton organization; positive regulation of cell migration; protein localization to cytoskeleton. Gene Ontology annotation, molecular function: protein kinase binding; keratin filament binding. NCBI's taxonomy places the organism in Eukaryota, Metazoa, Chordata, Actinopteri, Perciformes, Gasterosteidae.
AACCAUUAAAGGAAUUGGCUCUGUGUAUGGUCCAUCUUUCGCUCUCUCUCUCUCCUUUCAGGGUUUAACAAAACGUUGCUACAAAGUCGUAUCCUGGAGAUACUGACCGACUCCCUCCAACUUCAAAGCGCUGUGACUAGACCACAGGACAUUUACACCGCAGCCUGUCUGCGUUGGAUGAUCUGUCCCGGCCUCCUUGUGCUGCUCCUCUCUUUUGUUGGUGUUACCAGACUGCACCUUCAUCAAAGGACGGCAAUGGAGCCUUUAUAAUAAUCAUCCUAACCCAGUAGCUCCAUUGUGUUGACUUCCCACGUUUGAGGGUUGAAGUUUUUCUUUAUUCGCCUCCAGGCGAUGAAACCUCGCGGAGGCACACAAUAUGUGGUAGGUUUUCUUUUAUUCACACUCAAAGUGGCUCUUCUUUCACUGCUGCCGGGCAUGUUGUUCCUAUUUUGCCGGUCUGAUCAGUUUUUUGGUUAACCAUUCCCCAAUGCAACAAUGGGUAGAUGGGACAGAGUCUCUGAACCCUGUGCUCUGUCUGUUAAUGGAUGAGUGAGAAACAGGCAGAAGGUACCUCGUGCAGUUUAAGAAGUUACCUUUUUUUUACUGUAAUUCCCAAUACAACGACAUCUCUAUUUCAAUUAUUAAGGACUGUUAUGGACUACUGAUUCAAUUACAAUUAUCCUCCGCCAAAUGGCAAAGCAAUUUGCAAAAAUUGUAUUUAGGAUUUGCACUUUGGAACAAAAACAUAAACAGAAGUGAUACAGGCGCAAAUACCUCACAACGCUUUAGUAGGCUUACAUAUUAUCACACAAAUGUGAAAGAAGUCCAACUGCCACAAAGCUUUUGCUGUAUAAGGUGGAUGCUUUGGACCCCCAUCCUGAUCUGGGGGCCCGGGAAAAUAGUCCCCCAUAACUUGUUGGUAAUCCUGUAGGAUUUAUUAUUUUUCAUAACACUGUAACCCAAAGUUUUACUCAUAAAUAUAUAACAAUGAAGCUAAAAAUUAGUAAGAAAUGAUGAAUGAUCCAUUGGUAAAGCAUUUACCAACUUUUCAGGGUGCUCCAUUAGAGAGUAGUAUCUUUUCAAUUAUACUUUCUCUGAGUAAAGCUCUCUCUCUAAGCAUUCAUUUCAUUUGACAGAAUACAUCCAUAAUGCUUUUUACAUCAUAUGGUUGUGUGGUACAUUUUAAGGACGGAAACCGCCCGCAUGCAGAGGAAUAUUCCAAUGAGUUAUGAGUGACGCUUUGAGCAUGCGCAGGUCGGUUUAUGAAGCAUUCUGAACGAGAAGGCUACUCGGGAUCACCCCGGUUGUCAGUAGCUGGAGUGGACCCAUAACAGAUGUGCAGAGUCCACAGAUGUGCAGAGUUGAGCUGCUUUAGGACACGGUCGGCGUGGAGCUCCGGACGAGGCGGGGCGACGUUCCGCGCACAUCGCGGCUCGCCGUGCGCCUCCAACAUGCCUCAAGCAUGACAACCAACUGGUUGGGCUGGGUGACAGCGGGGGACGACACAGACGAGCGAAAAGUUCCCAAACCUGGAGCAGAAGCGAGUCGCAGUUGUGACGGAAAACAUGGCGAAGUGGAGCAGACGACGGGCUUAAAGUUUAACGGAGAAGAAGCUUGACGAGGGAGACUACAGGAUGGCACGUCGCUCACAGUGUUCCUCUGAUGGGGAUAACCCCCUGGACCCCAACUACCUCCCCCCUCACUAUCGGGAAGAAUACCGCUUGGCUAUUGACCAUCUGAUUGAGGAGGACUUGGAGGGAUACUAUCAGUUCCUCCAAAAAGCAGAUGUGGUGGACUUCCUGUCCCUACCUGAAAUUCAGUACAUUCAGAGCUCGGUGCCGGUCCCUCAGCAGAGACACAACCCAGAACAACAGUUUCUGGAGCUCGGAGGAGAUAACUCCUCAGACACUUACUGGCCGAUGCACUCUGACCUGGACGCCCCGGGUUUGGACCUCGGCUGGCCUCAGGUGCACCACUUCAUCGGGCCGACAGAGAUCACAACUCUAGUCAACCCCCCUGAGCCUGAAAUGCCGAGUAUCAAGGAGCAGGCCCGCCGACUUAUCAAGAAUGCCCAGCAGGUGAUUGCUAUAGUGAUGGACAUGUUUACUGAUGUCGACGUGUUUGCUGAUAUUCUCGACGCUGCCAUGAGGAAUGUUGCCGUCUACCUUAUCUUAGACGAGCAGAAUGCACAUCACUUUGUCAACAUGGUGUCCAACUGCAGAGUCAAUCUACAGAACAUUCAACUUUUACGGGUGAGAACCGUGUCUGGCAUCACAUAUCACUGCCGCUCAGGGAAAUCCUUUAAGGGGCAGAUGAUGGAUCGCUUCCUGUUGACAGACUGCAGGGCUGUGUUAAGUGGGAACUACAGCUUCACAUGGUCUUUUGAGAAGCUUCACCGCUGUAUGGCACACCUUUUCCUUGGACAGCUUGUAUCUACCUUUGAUGAAGAGUUUCGGAUUCUGUUUGCUCAGUCCCACCCGCUGAUGAUCGAAAAUUUCACCCCAAUGGAAGAGUUCAGCCUUUCAAAAAAGAGGCAAUAUCCGAGUGAUAGAAUACUGUAUAGAGAGGCAAAGAACUUUCAGUCACUGGACAGCGCGCAUCCAGAGGAAUGGCCGAGACAUUCCUAUGAUGAACGCAUGGACGUAGAUUGGAGAAUGAUGCCUCUUAAAAAGCAGGAGUCCCUGCACGGCCCUGCAGAUGUGUACAGUAGACUCCAGAAAUCUCGCAUGGAUCAGUCUUUUGACCAUGGCCCGACCAAAACCCCCACGAUAGAAAACCUUGCCGUCAAACGUCACAGUUAUACUGAAGAUGCUCAUGGUAGAUUCCCUUAUCCAUUUUUGCAGCAGGGAAUGCCAGGGCCUGAGAACAAGGAGAGGCAGUCCCAGUGGGGGCAGCAGCCUGGACCAGGUCCAGGAAAAGAAGCCGACUACAGUGGCUAUGACAAGUUCUGGAACCAAGACUUUUAUUCAGCAGAUCAGUACAUUGAACCUGGUUUACCUCAAGAAAUGGAACCACAUGAUAACUUUAACCUUGUGCGUAGCUAUUUAUCAUCUACCAGAAAUGCAGAGUAUGACCAGGGCUCAGAGAAAUUCCCACCUCCAGCAGAUUUACCGUUUGGGUCACCUCACCCUCGAAGAUCAAAUUUAGGUCAGUCGCAUUCUGGUCAAACAUCUCUCACCCCCUCAAGUCUGACUGACGAGAAGCAGUUUUUCCAGCAGCCUAAUGAUGACCGCAAGGAUCCUAUGGUGAAACGGGGGCUAAGAAACUGGAGAAUUAGCUCAUACCUCAGUGCAUGUGAUAAUCAAGAUGAAGGUCUGCCAUCGACAUCACCUGAUGCAUCAGAUACUUUUGAAGAGCCCUCUAAACCCGUCCUGCAAACACCGGGCAUGCAAUUAUCAGUCCCUAAAAUUGCAAAUCUCAGAGAGUUUAUGGUUCCUGCAAUACCCAGGGCAAGUCAAAUGCCAGGUUAUGCCAAAAUCAAUGUGCGAGAACAGAAAAUGCCUGAUCAACCCACUGCAGUAGCAACAGAAACAAAAACAUCGCCGACACCUUCAGAGUCAUCAUCCACAACCGAAAUGGAAAAAAUAGAGGAGGCACAGCCAAAAGAACCCCAAACUGCUGUUCUUCGAAGGGGAGAGUCGUUCCGUAGGAAAUACAAUGCUGCUCUACCGAGGAGCUCUAGGUUAAGAUCUUCUUUGAUAUUCAGCUCAAUGGAGCAGCAGACUACUUCUCAAGAUACCAAAACUGCCCUAGACCAACAGGAUGAGGAAAGUGACAAAAAUGAGGCAGAACAGACCAAAUUAACUCGUGUUUCUCAAGUUUUAGGACAAAGGAGGUCUGUUGCAAGAGAACCUUUUCAAUGGAGCCGGGACAUGAAGUCAGCUGCUUUCGAGAACUCUGCCUCAGCCCUAUCCAAACCAGAGGAGGAAAAGAGCAAAGAUGAUAAUAAAGAUUCAUCAAAGGAUAAAAAGUCAGAGGAUCUUUCAGAGGUACAAGAAUCACUCAAACCACCAGCUGAAGAGCAAGUUCAGUCAGAAAAGAAAGUCAAACUGUUGCUUCCAACUCCACUUAAUGUUGAUAUGAGUGAUCCUGACAACAGGCUCCUAUUUUUCAAGGAGUUGGCAGCCAAACGCAAAGCCGCUAAGGCUGUAGAAGCUGAAAAAAGCAAAGUGAAGGCUCCAAUGAAACCACCAACUGAACUAAAAAACAAUGCUGCGCUUAAAAAGGAGGAGCCUGUACCAAAAGACACCUCUGAAAAGAUGGCUAACCCUGACCCAGCAGCUGAGGGAGUAUUGAAAACGGCCUCCACAGAGGCACACAAGCCACUCAGUCCAUCUUUAGAUACUGAAGAUGAGGCUAACAAGCAGAAGCGUCUGGUCACAGCUGACCCAAAUAUCCCUCACAGCUGUCAACAAGAACAAACCAGAGUUUCACCUCAUUCAGAGACGACAGAGCUGAAGAACAGCCAAUCAGCAGCGACUAUGCCUGUUUCUGCAGAAACAGAAGCGACUCAGAGCAAACCACCGCAGGAGCUAAAGCUGUCAAAUCCUGCUGUCAAACAGAGUAGCCCCAUUCCUCCUUCUACACCACCACACAUGCACAACUCUCCACCAAACUCUACUCCUGCUAGUGUUCCUUCGCUUGCACAAGUUAAUGAUGAAAGUGAAAGCCAAAGCUGCAGCUCCACCGCAAAUAAGUCUGGUUUACUCUCUCCCAGUUUAGUGAAGGACCCGCCUUCCUCUGCAUUUUGUUUUAACACCCCAAAUUCAGAGUCAGUUCAGUUAGAAACCAGUAUCUCCUCCUCUCCUCCUCUGCCACCUGAAGAAGACACGAGGUCAGAACUCAGCACUUCUGACCCAUCAGGCCAAAGUCCUUUUGCUAGUAACACUGUGCUAGAUUCUGGUUCACGGAUGAAUGCAAGUCCUUCCCCCUCUAGCUGUGCACUUCUUUCUUUCCCAGCAGAACUUAAAUCCUCUAAUGUUACCCCAGAAGAUUUAAGCUCAACACUAACUUCCAGUACGUUGUCCUUAAAUGCAGAGGCAUCUAUCAGCCUCUCACCUCCGGAACCCUCCCAAUUGACAUCAUCUGAGACCCUUUCAGCAGCUGAGUCUGCACACGUGGGAUCUGAUCUUUCUCCUGACAAAUGUGCUGCUGGUCGAGAUCUAAUCACAUCCUCAUCAGAGUCCAGUGAAAAGACAGACUCUGAACAAUCAUGUGGUCCUACACCUUCAAAACCUGUUCCUGAAUCAGACAACAGAUCAACUCCAAAGGGCAUUGGAGGGGAAUCUCUGGAUAUUGGAUCAUCAAUGAACGUAACAUCUGGAAGCCCACCUCCUAACCUUAGCCCCUACUUUGCCGAAUCAUGUUUACAUACUGUAUCUGAGCUGGAAACCAAAUCAAUAUCUGCUCAAAAUGAGACUAUUACUUCGACCCUCUCCCCAGGAGACGCUUCAUCCGAGCAUAGUGCAGCAAAAAGCAGCUCUCCCUUCCUCCCAGACUAUCCACCUAAUGCUGCUCAGUCAGAAAGACAAGUGACCCCUCCCUCCUGCCUUAACCUGACAACAUCUGUCUCUCCCACUCCAAUGAAACCAGUAUCAUGUUCUUCUCCUUUAACAGAGUUUUUGGGAUCCGUUUGGUCCCCUGAGGCUGAAAAAACAUUGACUACAUUGCACAGCCACUCAGAUAGUGGAGGUUUUUCCAAGCAGAUUGCAACAGACUCAACUGAAACACCAAUGCUUCCAUCAACAGAAACAUCUUGCUCAACUGCGCCAACCCUAAAAGUCCCAACAGAGCCCUCUGAACCAAGCAAAACACCUGAAUCUGUGGCUUUUGAAGCCCACCCUCCAGAAUCACCUGUAUCUGCUGAGCGUAGUCACAUCAACAGGCCUGACCCUUAUGGGAUAAAAACUGAUGAUACAGAGUCCACCAUUACAGUAAAUAAAACUACUAUAGAUGAGUCAGCAUGCAAUGAGAAAACAAAUCAACAAGUCGUAAAAAAUAACUGCUCCGAACCGCCAGAGAUCCCAUCAGACGAAGUUGUUCCUGCAUCACCACAGUCCAAGAUGCCCAAAUCAAGUCUUUCCCGCUACCAAUCAUCCACAGCCAACCUGCUCUCCAGCAGCAACCUCAGAGACGAUACAAAGCUGCUCUUGGAGCAAAUUUCUGCUAAUAGCCAGAGCAGGAUAGAAUCUGCUAAAGAGUCUCCUGUCACCGAUGACGAGAAAGAAGACGAAGCUGACAAAAAUGCCAAAAGAGAGAAAGAAAGAGGGAUCAGAUCACUUAGCAGAGGGCAGCCCAAGACGACUGAGCAGCGGGAAAAGGCGCUGGAGAAAAUCCAGACCAUGAGGAAGGAGAGGAAAGUUUACAGCCGAUUUGAGAUGGCACCUUAAACGGGAUCAGUGUCAGCACAGUGUUUGCAGACAGAAACAAACGCUAUUUUCUCACCAAAGACCUUUAAUAGAAAUGGGAUUUCUGUGCUUGUAGACCUAAAAAAGACGAAGAAGAAGCAGGGGACCUGUAUCACCAGCACGGAACUCUAAAGAGUAAAACUACCUGUAAUACAUCAUUACAUGUGUCAUGGCAAACAAGAUGUGAGAGGUAUCAAAUAUGGUAUUACUGACUGGUUGGGUUGAGUGCAAUUUUUGCGACAGAUCUUCGAUGAGGUCUGACCUUGCCUUUUUACAGCCACGACAGCCAUUACAUUAAUUGGAACUCUUUUUAAGACAUAAUGUGUUAUGUACAAGUAUAAAUAAAUAGAUUGUGUAAAGUA